CCGACCCUCCCCGCUACGCCCGGAUCAAGAACUGGCAGACGGGCACAAUUCUGUACGACACGCUCAGCGCCCAAGCCAGGCAGGAGGUGCCAUGCAGUUCCAGACGCUGCCUGGGCUCUGCCAUGCUCCCGAAACAGAUGCUGUCCGGGCCAGACGGUGCCCGCUCGGAGGAAGAGCUGCUGCCCAUGGCCCGGGAUUUCAUCACCCUCUACUACAGCUCCAUGAAGCGGGCCGAGUCCCAGGCCCACCACCAACGUCUCCAGGAGGUGGAGCAACAGAUCGCCACCACCGGCACUUACCAGCUGCUGGAGGCCGAGCUGGUCUUCGGUGCCAAGCACGCCUGGCGCAAUGCCGCACGCUGUCUGGGCCGCAUCCAGUGGAACAAGCUGCAGGUCUUUGACGCUCGGGACAUCACCAGUGCCCAGGAGAUGUACACCUUCCUCUGCACCCACAUCAACUACGCCACUAACCGCGGGAACCUCCGGUCGGCCAUCACCAUCUUUCCCCCGCGGGUGGCAGGACGUGGGGACUUCCGCAUCUGGAACCAGCAGCUCAUCCGUUAUGCCGGGUACAAUCAGCCCGACGGCUCCGUCCUGGGAGAUCCGGCCAACGUGGAGCUCACCGAGGCUGACCCCUGGAAGUCCUACAUCCCCAAAGGGACCACCAUCACCCGGAAGAAGACCUUCAAAGAGAUCGCCAAUGCCGUCAAGAUCUCCGCCAAGCUGAUGGGUCAUGUGAUGGCCCAACGGGUCAAAGCCACCAUCCUCUAUGCCUCAGAGACGGGCAAGUCCAAGGCCUACGCCUUCAACCUGAAGGAGCUCUUCCAGUCAGCUUUCGCCCCCAAGGUGAUGUGCCUCGAUGAAUACGACGUGGUGUCCUUGGAGCACGAGACCCUCGUUCUGGUGGUCACAAGCACUUUUGGCAAUGGGGACCCACCUGAAAAUGGAGAGAGUUUCUCCAAGGCCUUGAUGGAGAUGUCUUGUCCUUAUCUUGGAGCUGUUGAGCCGGAGUUUCAGAAGAGCUACAAGAUGCGAUUCAACAGCAUCUCCCAGUCUGAUCCUUCGGUGGUUUUUUGGAAGAGGAAACGCCGGGAGUCCAGCAACACCGACUGUGCCGGGGCCCUGGGGACCCUCAGGUUCUCCGUCUUCGGGCUGGGAUCUCGCGCAUACCCCCAUUUUUGUGCCUUCGCCCAUGCAGUGGACACCCGGCUGGAGGAGCUGGGUGGUGAGCGGAUCCUGCCUCUGGGCGAAGGGGACGAACUCUGCGGCCAGGAGGAAUCCUUUCGCACCUGGGCCUCCAGCGUCUUCAAGUCCCUAAACAGACUGUCGUAUGUCGAGGAGUGCUGGCGUGAGUUGGAGUCUGGCUUAGGGACCCGUGUCAAACGCUUCACUCCACCGCCCUCUCUCUCUCUCUCCGUCGUAGGCGUGAAACGGAUGUGGGUGCCCAGCCACCGCCUGCCCCCUUGCACGCUGCGCCAGGCGCUCACUUACUUCCUGGACAUCACCACGGCGCCCAGCCCACAGCUGCUCCAGCUGCUGGCCACCCUGGCCGAAGACCGAGUUGAGCGGGAGAAGCUACAACGGCUCAGCCAGGACUCUCUUCUCUAUGAGGAAUGGAAGUGGUUCCGGUGCCCGACGGUUGUGGAGCUGUUGGAGGAGUUCCCCUCAGUGGCGCUGCCCACCUCGCUGCUGCUCACCCAGCUGCCCCUGCUGCAGGCCCGCCAGUACUCUGUCAGCUCCGCGCCUGACGCCCACGCGGGAGAGCUGCACCUCACGGUAGCCGUGCUCAACUACCGCAGUCAGGGUGAAAAGGCUCAAUUAUAAUUAGGGCUACUGGAAGAGACCCCACAAGUAAUUUGCUUCCUCUCUUGGCCCUAAAGCACCCCAAAUUUCCAGCUACCGGAGGACCCCACGGCUCCCUGCAUCCUGGUGGGGCCCGGCACUGGUAUCGCCCCAUUCCGGGGUUUCUGGCAGCAACGGCAACACCAGAUGGAGACAACAGGCCUGUCCACCAGCGAGAUGACCCUGGUCUUUGGCUGCCGUAGCUCCCAGCACGACCACAUCUACUGCGAGGAGAUCCGAGAAGCGCAGGAAAGGGGGGCUUUACAUCGUGUCCUCACAGGCUUUUCGCGGGACCCCGAUUACCCCAAGACCUACGUACAGGACCUGCUGCGGCUGCACCUGGCAGACCACGUCUUCGAAGUCCUGAGCCAGCGCGAGGGCCAUGUCUACGUUUGUGGGGAUGUCACCAUGGCCACGGGGGUCCUGCAGACCAUCCAGCAGAUCCUGGCGCAGGAAGGGAGGAUGUCGCUGGUCGAGGCGGGCGACGCCAUCAGUGAACUCCGGGACCAAAACCGCUACCACGAGGACAUCUUCGGCCUGACCUUCCGCACACAGGAAGUGGCGUCGCGCAUCCGAAGUCUCUCCUUCUCCAAGCAGGGCCGGAAAAGCUGCCUCGUGACAGAGCCCUGA
Messenger RNA from Thamnophis sirtalis, 2471 nucleotides. The record is from RefSeq and is a predicted model, not a curated record. Lineage: Eukaryota; Metazoa; Chordata; Lepidosauria; Squamata; Natricidae.